AUGAGCACCGACGAGCCAGUGUGCCCCGACUGGGUCUUCUCCGACAAUUCCAACGUCUCCAUUGCGAAAGACCGGGGGUGGUUCAUUUCAUACACCCCUUUUAUGUCUCGCCUCAGCAACGAUCUGGCUGUCGUAGGUAUUGGUACCGUCGAAAUUCCCGUCAGGCGGCGCUCUAGUCGGAGUGGCAAGAAGCAUUCGGAUAUUCUAGACCAGUACAGCGUCUCCUAUACGUCCGGGUUGCAAGAUCAGCAUGGUCGUACCGUUGCCUACUUCGAUGAUAAGAAGAGAUUAUUCUGUCUCAAGCUCAGCGGACCUCCAGUCGGUCCCUCGACAGCACGUUCACUGUUUCUAAAAGACGCGGAUCCAGAUGGACAUUACCAUAUCAAUGCCGAAUGGCACCCCUCUGAACACGCUCGUUGGGAAGCCACCAAGCAACUCGAGCCGUACACUUCUGCUGAACCGCCGUACACGUCUGCUGACAAAGCAUGGAUUAAGGAGCAUUUUACAGAUGAAUAUCACCUCCUGCAACAAUAUGGUCUCAAAGUCUAUAAGGAUGAAGACCAUGAAGAAGGUAGAGCGAUCGUGCGCACAUUUAUAGCUUCUGACGCCCAGGACGCUGCCAAUGGCAAGGUCUAG
Venustampulla echinocandica is the source of this 636-nucleotide messenger RNA. RefSeq lists its product as uncharacterized. Lineage: Eukaryota; Fungi; Ascomycota; Leotiomycetes; Helotiales; Pleuroascaceae. The record is from RefSeq and is a predicted model, not a curated record. The transcript is spliced from 3 exons. The coding region runs from base 1 to 636 and encodes 211 amino acids.